Molecule: messenger RNA, 336 nt
Organism: Staurois parvus
Lineage: Eukaryota; Metazoa; Chordata; Amphibia; Anura; Ranidae
Source: the annotation of a GenBank genome assembly
CACUGACUGGCACUGAUGCGCACUGAUAGGCACUGAUAGGUGGCACUGAUUGGCAGCACUCAUAGGUGGCACUGAUUGGCAUUGGUAGGUGGCACUGACUGGCACUGAUGGGUGACAUUGAAAGGCAGCUCAGAUGGGCACUGAUAUGUGGCAUUGAUGUGCACUGGUAUGCACUGAUAUGUGGCAUUGAUGUGGCACUGGCACCUGGCACUGAUGGGCACUGGCACGUGGCACUUCUGGGGCCACAUUGAUCAUCAGGGCACACUGGUCAUCAGUGCCCUGAUGAUCACCGAUAACCGGAAUUUCCGUGUUUACAUGUGAUCAGCUGUGAUUGGA